Babjeviella inositovora NRRL Y-12698 is the source of this 760-nucleotide messenger RNA. RefSeq lists its product as uncharacterized. Gene Ontology annotation, molecular function: protein-lysine N-methyltransferase activity. Bases 6 to 713 code for a protein of 235 amino acids. Gene Ontology annotation, biological process: peptidyl-lysine monomethylation; peptidyl-lysine dimethylation. The transcript has a single exon. NCBI's taxonomy places the organism in Eukaryota, Fungi, Ascomycota, Pichiomycetes, Serinales. Gene Ontology annotation, cellular component: cytoplasm. The record is from RefSeq and is a predicted model, not a curated record.
CCACAAUGCCUGAAGACACAUCGAGGCUCAACACCUCCAAGUUGGGUACCAAACAGUAUUGGGAUGACUUCUAUAAACUCGAAAACUCCAACUUCCAGGAGAACCCACAGGACACGGGUGAGGAGUGGUUUGACGAUUCUGAUGCCGCCGAGAAGAUGUGCGAGUUUUUGAUGGACAACUUGUCCGAGGUCCCUUCUUUGAAUCAGGAGUCGUACAUGUGUGACAUGGGUACUGGUAAUGGGCGCUUGUUGUUCCAGUUGAGGGAGGAGGGGUUCCAAGGCAAAAUGGUAGGGGUGGACUACUCCGAGCACUCGGUGAGGUUUGCGCGGGACAUUGCGGAGGAAAACGAGGUAGAGGGAAUUUCCUUCGAACGAGUCGACAUUUUGACCGAUAACGAGUGGCUUUCCGAGGAAAGAAACACCUACGAUGUCGUUUUGGACAAGGGUACCUUGGACGCCAUUGCUCUCAGCGACGACACUUACGGCGAGAGACAGCAGACCGGCCCGCAGGUGUAUCCACAUUCCAUCGGAAAGCUUUUGAAGAAAGGCGGUAUCUUCUUGAUCACCAGCUGCAAUUUCACCGAGGCUGAGUUGGUCAAGAUAAUUGAAUCGUGUGAGGACUUGAAGGUGUGGAAGAAGAUCGAGUAUCCUGUAUUUGAGUUCGGCGGGAUCAAAGGUUCUACCAUCUGUUCCAUUGCCUUUAUUAAGAGCUAGAUAUGUACUAUAGAAUAAUAAUGAAACAUGAACCAGGUUGUGCUGAG